GUUCGGUGCACGUGAUUUUCGAGAUGCAGUCGACGACAUUCUUUUUGGUAUAAAUAAACGAUAACGUUGGAAAAUUAGUUAAUGGUUAGUCAGAUCUUGAAGAAAUAACAAGUAUUUUUACAGUGUAUGUGAAAAUUCAAUCAUAUUGCUCUUCAUAGACGUACAUAAUAAUAUAUAGCAGAGGAUAUAGCCUAGUAUUAGAUUUUUGUUAAUACUUUGGUUGAUUUUAUAUUUUGGAAUUUGGAAUAUAAAAUUCCUGAUACCUGACCAGAUGAUGGCUCUUACCAGCAACCAGAUUCAACAAAUUGCUGAGCCUACUAACAACUAUGGAACAAAUAAUAUGAAUGACAACAAUAAUAGUUGUUUUUGGAAAAGACCCAAAGAGGAUACUGAUGAAAGAUCGUUUAAUUUCAACAUUAAACCAGAAGAUAUGGAGUUCCACAGAUCACGAAAAACAUCUAAACAGCAACGGGAUCCGAUGUCCCACAGAAUUAUUGAGAAACGUCGGAGAGAUAGGAUGAAUAAUUGUUUAUCAGAUUUAAGUAAACUCAUCCCACAUGGUUAUAUUAAACAGGUAAAUAUAAACACCAGAAAUAGAGACAUACAGGAUCUGAGUUGCUGUUAUUUAUUUAUGAAUAUACAGGAUCUGAGUUGCUGUUAUUUAUUUAUGAAUAUACAGGAUCUGCUGUUAUUUAUUAAUAGACAUACAGGAUCUGAGAUGCUGUUAUUUAUUUAUGAAUAUACAGGAUCUGCUGUUAUUUAUUUAUAG
Messenger RNA from Lottia gigantea (owl limpet), 769 nucleotides. RefSeq lists its product as hypothetical. NCBI's taxonomy places the organism in Eukaryota, Metazoa, Mollusca, Gastropoda, Lottiidae. The record is from RefSeq and is a predicted model, not a curated record. Bases 272 to 769 code for a protein of 165 amino acids. Gene Ontology annotation, molecular function: protein dimerization activity. The transcript is spliced from 5 exons.